This is a messenger RNA of Leptosia nina, 885 nucleotides long. The record is from the annotation of a GenBank genome assembly. NCBI's taxonomy places the organism in Eukaryota, Metazoa, Arthropoda, Insecta, Lepidoptera, Pieridae.
AUGGCUGAUAACCUAAUCAGCGAUGCUUUAACUGAAGCUGAGAGAUUACGCGAGGAAGAACUAGCUAGAGAAUUGGAGCAUAGUGAUUCAAAUGAAGGAGACACAGCAGACAUAUCAUUGGAAAUAGAGGAAAAUCUGCUUAAAGAUGAACCAGAGUAUGCGACAUUAACAAAUUAUGGUGAGAGUACACAAAAUACACAACAUAUUGAGACAUAUUCUGAAGAUCUUUUUAAGCAUAAAGAUAUAGACUUACCCAUCUAUAGAGAGCAGUCAGAUGAUCUAUUAGCAGCACAAACUGACACUUUUGUUGACGAUAAUGAUAAAUAUGAAUCCUAUAUUAAUGACUAUACAUUUAAUAAUCAGACAAUUGAAGAUUGUAAUAUAGAAAAUGUUAUUGAACAAAGCAGCAAUGAGGUGAAGGAAACAACAGAGACUACAGGUACAAGUGAUGAUCAGCAAAAUGAUAAUGAUAAUAAUGAUUAUCAAACUAUGGAGGAGAUGAGCGAAAGAGAAAGGGAGAAGAAAAGUAAAAAGGAAUUAGAAGAAGAAGAGAGAGAAAAAAUGCAAGUUCUGGUAUCUAACUUCACAGAAGAGCAAUUAAAUAGAUAUGAAAUGUAUCGUCGAGCUGCAUUUCCAAAAGCGGCAGUAAAACGGUUGAUGCAGACAAUAACUGGCACUUCAGUUGGACAGAAUGUUGUGAUAGCUAUGUCUGGUAUUGCUAAAGUUUUUGUUGGAGAAGUUGUUGAAGAAGCUCUGGAAGUACUGGAAAAUUCUGGUGAAGCCGGACCCUUACAACCGAAACAUCUUAGAGAGGCUUUGCGAAGGCUUCGAGUGAGGGGUGCAAUACCUCCUCGGAAAGCAUACAAACAUAUGUUGAGACUUUAA